This is a messenger RNA of Cotesia glomerata, 18917 nucleotides long. Its product is annotated as microtubule-associated protein futsch-like. The transcript has 7 exons. Gene Ontology annotation, cellular component: synapse; microtubule; cytosol. The record is from RefSeq and is a predicted model, not a curated record. Bases 414 to 17279 code for a protein of 5621 amino acids. NCBI's taxonomy places the organism in Eukaryota, Metazoa, Arthropoda, Insecta, Hymenoptera, Braconidae. Gene Ontology annotation, biological process: regulation of microtubule depolymerization; axonogenesis; microtubule cytoskeleton organization. Gene Ontology annotation, molecular function: actin binding; microtubule binding.
CGUGAAACUGGCGCAAGGGCUUUGCAGUUAGAGAGCCGGUAGCCCUCGAACCUAUAAGUGAGCUAUUACCAAGGCUUUCCCUGAAUAAGAAGGUAUUCUAGAAAAAACAAAAAAAAAUUUAACAAGACAUUUUGUAACUUUGGUUGAUAUUUUUAAACAUUUUUUGUUAUGAGAUUAGUGGAUAUCCUUUUAUAAUUUUGUAUUCAAUUACUGUAAUAAUCACCUAAUUGUUAGAUUUCUUCAGAAGUGCUAUUGAAAAGAAAAUAAGAAUUGAUAAGAAUUGUUAAUUGAUUGAAUAUUAAGUAUUAGUGGUUAAAUAAAUUUUUUUUCGUUUUUUUUUUUUUAUGAAAAAGAUUUUGAGCAUUUUUCUCUUUUCUUAUCCAGAAGAAUAAAAGUUAGAAGAUAUUUACAUCAUGGAUUCCUUCGAAAAAACGAUAGAACGUAAAGAAGAAAGUCCAGUAUUAAAUCAAACUACAAAUGAUCCUGAUGCAAUGGCUAUCGAUACAACAAAUAUGAUUUCAACAACUCCUGGAUUUCAUCAACAUCCACCACCUUCACCUCUUAGUGGAUGUUAUCUUUUGGUUGUGCUUCCUGAGCCACAUGCCAUCCAACAUAAGGAUUUUAUUCUUGAUAAACUUUCCAAAGGAUUUUUGUCUUGGGAUAAAGAAAAUUGCCAUGUUGAUUUAGAAAAGGAAUUAGAAGCUUUAGUUGCACAAUCACCCGAAGGUGAAGAAGCUAGAAACGGGGAACGGUUGAUUCAGUAUGCAACAGAGAAUCUUGUUACUGAAAUUUUAAUUCAUCCACAAACUAAUACAUUAUUACAGUGUAUUAGAAAUCUUUUAGCAAGCUUUACAAAGCAUCGUCAUAUCAUUCACGCUGGUUAUACGUUUAGUGAAAAUGGUUCCUGGAUACUGCAGGAUGGAACCUUCAGCUUGGCUGAUUUUUUUGAUGCAUUUAAUGAGCAUGACGUGCAACGAGUACUUCGAGCUUAUGAGAAUAAUGUGACAAUUGACAUAAGCUGUGCUGGAAUUGGUGAAUGGUCUACAGAACGAUUAUCUCAAGAACCUUCUACUCGCUCAUGUAGGAUCCGUUUAAAUCCCGAAGAUAUAUUAUCAACAAGAUUACCAGCGAUUACGAGCUUUAUUAAUUAUAUAGAACAAUAUUUAGUUACACAAACAUUAGCUCAGUUAAUGCAGCCAUCUGAUGUAGUUGGUAAUAUCCGAUUCAGUCAUCCGACACUUUAUGUCUUCCCUGGUGGUCAAGGUGAUGCAGCUCUUUUCGGUAUAAAUGGCUUCAAUAUGUUAGUCGACGGUGGUUUUGCUAGAAAAUCAUGCUUUUGGGAUUUCACAAGACAUUUGGAUCGACUGGACGCUGUUCUUUUUACAAGAGUAAAUAAUAGUAAUAUCGGUGGUAUGUCCAGUUUUCUUCGUAAGAAAAAAGAGACACAAGUUUACCCUCAAAUUGGACAUUUUUUUGGUAAUAUAUUCGAAAGCAAGCAGUUACGUUCAUCUGAUGAUAACAAAGACGAUGAUCCCCUUAUUAUCAGCCUUAUUGAUCUUGGACAAGAACUUGUUACAAAUUUAAAACAUAUUCAUUUACGUCCCCAUCUCUGUUAUAGAAGGCAGGAUCCGAUAAAUCUGUAUCAUAAAGUUGGACAUGGCACGUUAGAUAUGUAUGUCUUGAGUCCAGUGAAAGACAGUCGAGAAGUGAAAGAGUUUUUAUCAAAAUGGACUGCUGCUGACCAUAAGCUUUUUGCUGAUUCACAUAAGAAAGACUCAAAUAAUUUUGCAUUUCCAAUUAGAAAUAUGGUUUCUAUCUGUGCUUUAAUAGUUUGGCAACCUGCUAACCCUGAAGAUACUAUUACAAGAAUUCUUUUUCCUGGAAGUACUCCACAACAUAUAAUUUUUGAAGGUAUCGAACGAUUGAAGCAUCUUGAAUUUUUGAAGCAUUCAACAUGCUCUGCCAAAAAUUUAUCACCUGCUGUAUCUCUAGCUACAUUAAAGGAAAAAUCUACAAAACUUAAAAUGAACCAAAUUGACAGAGAAAUAAAACGGACAAAUGAAACAAAAAUCACUAAACGUGAAACAUCGGAAGUUAAAGUAUCAAAAAUAGAAAGUCAAUCGCAGAAGCAAGAGACUAAAACUAAAAAAACAAGUGACUUAGAAAUUAAAAAGGUUGAUAAUACAAAAGAAUAUUCGAAAACAAUGAUUGACUUGAAAGAAUCAAAAAAAAACGAAAAAGAUAUUAAAGACAUGAAAAAAGAAUCAAAAAAAGAUUCGCAGAAAGAAAGUGAAGGAAAGAAAUUUGAAAUAAUUAAAACUAACGAAGAAGAUAAAAAUAUCGUAAACAAAGAAUUAAAACGAAAAAUAGAACGAAAAAAACAAGACCCUAAAGAUUUGAAAGAAAUAAAGAUAACACCACCAGUAGGAAAAAUCGAAAAUAAAUCUGAAUCUACAAAUAAAAAGAUGAAAAUUUCUACAUCAAAAAAACCUUUAACUGGAUUACCCACUAAACCAGAACUUCUAAAAACAUCAAUGCCUAAAACCACCAGCAAACCUUCUGCGAAGCAAAUAUAUCCACCUGCAAAAAGUACUAAAGAUGCAAAUAAUAGAAAAGUUUUAGAACAAAAAAAUAUAGAAAAAAUAACUUCUAAACAAAAGCCGUCUCCACCAGUUGCUCCAACUGAAAAGAAACCUGUUAUUCGUCGCAUAAAAUCAACUUCCAGCCCCAGUAAAAAUCGGCUACCAGGAAGCCCAAUGAAAGUAGCAAAAGUUACUUCUACAGUACCUAUGAAACUAGAAAAAGAUGCUAUUAAAAAAAAACUUAAAAUUGAAACAGAAGCAGCUGAUUCAUCAACAGUAUCAACAUCAUCAGUUGUUGAUAUGGAUUCAAUGAAAUUUGUUGAUAAAUGCUUAACUGAAAAAUCUGAAGACAUGUCGCUUGAUUCUAUUGAGAAUAAAGUUCUUGCUGAUCUUAAAGAGGAACGACAAGUUGUUGAAGAAAUUGAAGCUGUGUUGCAAAAAGCUGAAAGGAUAGAGAAUACUCGAGAUAAUCUUAUAAAAGAUAAGCAUGGCGUUUCAGAAGAUACCGGAAAAAAAUUUGAAGAUUUGACUGAAGAUGAUGUGACUGUAGAAAUGGAUGAAAUACCAAGAAAAUCGACUUCUCGGAAAGCUAGUCAGGAACUUACUGAAGAAGAUGAGUAUUUAAUUAUUGAAAAAGAAGAAAUGUAUACGGAAGAUUCUGUUCAUAGUGGAGAAACAGAGCAUAAGCACUUCUUAGAUGUUGUUCAAACAGAAAAAAAUCUUGUCCAUGAUUCGUUUACUAAAGAAAUAGAGGAUCAAGAGAUUGUUCGAGAUGAUAAAGAAGAUGAUCACAAUGAUGAUGAUGAUAACUACCCUUCUGAUCAUGUUGGUAAUGAAGGUUAUAUUGAUGAUGAUGAUAAUGAUGAUGAUGAUGAUAACGAUAUUGAUGAUGAAAAUGAGGAUAUUGAGGAUGAAGAGGAUGAUGGUGAUGAUGAUAAUGUAUUAAAAAAGGAUAAGGAAAAUGACAAAGAUGACAAAGAACGAGAGAAAAAUAAAGAAGACAGAGUGGAUAACGAAUACCACAAAGGCACUGAAAAAGACACUGUGAUUGAGAAAGGAAUUGUUGAAGAGCAAGAAAAAAGUGACAAAAAAAUACAUGACGAUUCUGAAAUUGAGAAAAAAGAACAGCAAAGCACAAGUAUUUCUGUUUCUAAAGAUAAAAAAUUAGAGGAAGAAAAAAUAAAAGGAGUUAUUUCAGCUACUACAGAUAUAAAUUCGAAAAAAGGUACACAUAAAGAGUUAGUUGAAACAGAUAGUGAAGUCGUAAAUAAAGAACCAUCAAGUUCAAGUCCAGAGAAAUUGAAUUUGGAAAGAAAAGUAAAAAUUGACACUGAUUCAAAACCAGAGAUAGAAAAAGAGACUCAGAUUCGAGAGAAAUUCGAAGAAUCACUAGAGAGAGUCUCAACUUUGGAAUCUGGAGCCACUACAACAGCACCGACUUUACCAGAAGAUGAGCGAAUCUCUAUUGAAGGUAUGAAACCAACUUCUUCAGAGAUUAUUAAACAAGGAAAAGCCGAGGACAUAAAAAAAAUAGAAACUUUUGCCAAAUCGAAAACCAUCCCUCUAGCUCCCAUAGAGGUUCCGGAAUUGAAAUUUACCAAUAAAGAGUUAAUAACGCAGCAACCCAUUCCAGCUCUUCCAAGAGAUAUUGUGAAAACUCCUGAUGAAGUGGCUGAUUUGCCUGUACAUGAAGAAGUGGAUCCAAAACUUUAUGAGAUAGACAAUUAUGAUACAAGUAAAGAAGAUAAAAAUCAAUAUACCAAAGAAUCGGUUAUUUCUUUCAAAGAACAAAAAAAUAUUCCAGAGGUCUUUAGUAAACCCACUGAUAAAUGCGAGAAAGGUAUUGAUAAAAUUACCGAAGGUACUCGGAGAGACUCUGAAAAGGAUAUUGAUGAAAAACUGUUUUCAAAAUCAGUAUCUCCAAAAAAAAGUUUUGAUGCAGAUGAAUUAUUGUCAGAAAAAAAAACUGAAAAAGAUCAUCAAUUAAUCCUUGAUGACAAACAAGUUGAUUCUAAAAAAAUAAUGGGGCCAAAAAAAGAAGAUAAAGAAAUUGAUAUACCUGAAACAAUUUUAACUAAAAAAGAGAUUACAUUAGAUACUCACUCAUUACAAAUUGGUGAAGUUAAUGAGAACGUUGAAAGUGUUGAAGAUGUUGAAGCUUUGUUAGAAGAAGCAUCUAAAAAGUUUAAAACCGUAAAAGACAGUCUACGAGAUUCAUUAGAGUCAUUAGAAGAACAUGUAGGUGAAGAAGAGUUUAAAAAAACCACACUAGAACUUGAUAAUGAUAAUGAGAUAGAGGGAAAAUUGAACAAAGUCGUUGAAAAGUUGGAAGAAAUUGAGCCAAGAAAACAAAAUAUUUCAACUGAUAUGACCGCACAAAAUAUAAAAUCAGAUGUGUUAAAAAGCGAUAGUUCUGAUUAUGUUGAGCGAAGUGAUACCAUUAGCCCUGUUAAAAAUAUCAAAGAUGCUGUAAAAGAUGUAGGUGAAGUACUUGCAGGAACAGCUGGUAUAAUUAUUGAUGAUAAACCAAAAGAUGUCAUUGAUAUUGUCAAAAAAGUUGCAGAAGUACUUAAGGAAGAUAAUUUUCUUCCGGUUCAGUAUCCAGUUCAAGAUAAAUCAAAAACUGAAGUUGAAGAAGAUUUGAAUGAUAAAAAAUUAUCGCCAGAUCAUCAUAUUAAAGUACUGGAUACUUCAUCAUCCAUAAGAAGUAGAAGUGAAUCAAUAACUGAAGCUAAAUUAAUGUGUGCUAAAUUAUUAGAAGAUAAUGUGGUGCCUCAUUUACAAGAAAGUUCUCUUAGUGAAGAUAUUAAAAGUUCUGACGUGGAUGUUUUAGAAGUUGGAAUUGAAAAGGUAUGUGAAAAAGUGAAUACCAAUCUGCAAAAAGAUGAUUCCCAUCAAGCUAUAAGUGACGUAGUAACUUCAGAAAUCGCAUUUGACCAUAAAAUGAUACCUACAACUGCCGAGGUAGUCUUAAUUACCCCAGAUUCAAUGCCACCAUCACCUAAGCUCUCGAUAGAACUUCAAGAAGAAACUUCUGUAACUAAAGAUGUUAGAAAUAUUAUUAAAAAUAAAGAUAAUAUUUAUGAUAUAAUUAAAGAUAUACUGUUAAUUGAGAAAUCUAAGAUUUCUGAUCAAGUGUUAGAAUUUAUUUCUAUUAGUAAACAAAUUUCUAAACAGGAACUUAUUGUAAUUAUAGACCGAAUUAUUUCUAAGGAAUAUCUGUUACAAAGUAAAGUAGAUGAAGCUAGUAAAAUGAGUAAAGUGGAGAAAAAAAUAGCUGAUGACAUUAAAAAGCAUCAACUUGAAGAUUAUAUUCAAGAAAAUUAUCUGAAAAAAAAUAUACCAAUCACUUUAGAAAUUUUAGAAGAAAUAGCUUUAAAACAUUCAUACCCAAGGUUUUUAAUAAUUGAAAUCAUUAAAAGUAUUAUUACUAUGAAAGGGAUUACGAAAUCAUCUGUAAUAAAUAUCUCUGAGAAAGCUCUAAUACAAUUAGCUCAGGAGAAUGUUCCAACACAAGAUGUGAUUGUGGAUCAGAAAAAUUCACUUGCCGAUAAAGUUACAGAUGAUAUUCAAUACGAUGAGGUUGCUCAAAUACCAGAUAAAGUAAUAUCUGAAAUCAAUCAUUUUAUUUCAAAAGAAUUUAUAGAAAAAAAGAAAAUAAUUGACAUUAAUGUUAUCGAUAGAAUUCACCAACAAUAUUUUAUUUCUAAACGAAUUAUCAUUGAAAUUAUAAAUAACUUAAUUAUAAAUAAAAAAUUAAGAAAACAGUCAGUUGUGGACAGUACCGUAUGGAAUUCCUAUGAAUCUAGCGAUGGAAUAGAUGAAAUUUUAAAAACUGUUAGAAAGGAUGAGAUUGUAAAUAAAGUCGUCAGUGAUUCUUCAAAAGAUUCAUCGGAGAGAAGCGAAAAAGGUUCACCUACUGAGGGUGUGGAUGAAAUUGAACUUAAUAAUCGUGGUAAAACAAAAUAUAGAGAUGAAAAAGAAGAAACCAUAGAAGACAUUGAAAAAGAAGACAAAAAUUUUGACACAGAAAGUAAUAUAAAAUUAGCUAAAUCAUCAUUGACGAGUUUAGAGACAACAUCAUCAAGAGCAGUAACACUAACAAGUGACCUUAAAGAACAAAUUAUUUCUAGUAAAGAACAGAAAGGAACUGAAGAUGAAAAAAUGAUUAUGGAAGCCGUUCAAGAUGAGAUGAUUUCACAAUCUAUUACACCAAGCACGAAGGAUCAUUCAGCUGAACCUGAAGUAAGCGCAAAAGACGAUGAAAAGUCUACUCAUAACAUAGAUAAUUCACUUACAAAAACGGAUAAACCCUUCGAAUUGGAUAAUAGUGAAAUUUCAGAUAAUGAAUUAUUGUUGUCACGGACACACUCAAUAUCAAAAGAUCAACAUGCCUUGAUUGAAAGUGGAAAAGAUGAUGAUAAAAUUUUAGAUACUCAAACUGAUGAUUUGUCAAUCAUACCGAAAGUAUUAAAAACAGAAACAGUAAGAAGUUGUGAAGUAGAUGAUGAGGAGGUUAAGAAAACGGCAGAAGGUUCAUCAGUGUAUAACGCAACAAUAAGUCUUGAUAAAAUGGGAAAUCUAGAGAAGUAUUCAACCUCAGAAUUAGAUAUAAUUAACUCAUCGUCAUCGCAAGCGUUAAUUACACCGACUCAAGAUAAGUAUCCAGUAGAUAGAGCAGAAAAUGUGCAGCAUUUGAUUGGAUUGCAUACUACACCAGCAUUACCAGAAUCAGGCGAAGGAAUAGAACUUUACAAACAUCAGGAAGAAGUCAAACCACAAACUUUUUCUAAGUCAUCAUCACCAACGUCUGACAAAAGUUUAACUGAAAAUCGUAGAGAUGAAUCAGAAGUUUCAACAAUAUCGACAGAGACACAACCUUAUGUAGUUCCAGAGAACUUAGAAAACUUGAGUGCAACUGCAGAAAGUAAGGAUAAUAACAUUGAAUUUGUUGCUUCACAUCUAGAUACAGCUCAUCCUCAAAAAAGAAGCUCGAUUGAUCAGAGAAAAGAAGAUAAAAUCCAGAAAAAUAGCUUAAUAACUUCAAUAGAUACAGCUUUCAUUGGUAACAAAGAUACUGUAGACAGAACUGAGGAUCAAAACGAAGGAACGGAACCACAUACUUUUUCAAAAUCACCAUCUGAUAAAAGUUUAUCUGAGCACGGUGAAAAUGAAAUGAAAAUUGUAACUGAGAAAGAGAGUAAGAAAGUUGAAGCGCGAAUUUAUUCAAAGUCACCGUCACCAAUAUCUCAUAAGAGUAUUACUGACGAUCACAAAGAUAAAACAGAAGAUCUGACAAUACCUACAAAUUCACCCUCUUCUACAUUCCCAGAAAAGGCUGAAAGCUUAAGUCCGAUCGCAGGAGAUAACUAUGAUGAUAGCAAAGAAACUGCUUCACAACAAAAUUUAUCAACUGAUCAAGAAAGAAGUUUAAUCGAUCAUGGCAAAGAACUAGAAGUUCAGAGAAAAGAUUCAGGUGCUGCGAUAGAUACAGCUUUUAGUGAUAUUCAGGACACUACUGACCAACCGGAAAAACAUAGAAAAGAGAAGAAGUCACCAAUUCUAUCAAAGUCAACAUCACCAACAUUUGAUAGAAGUGUUACUGACGAUCACAAAGAUAGAACAGAAGAUAUAGCAAAACCUUCAGAGUCCUCAUCUUUUGCAGUCUUGAAAGAAGCAGAAAGCCCAAGGCCGAUUGCAGGAGAUAAACACGAUGAUAUUGGAGAAGCUACUUCACAAGAUAUAUCACCUGUUCAAAAAAAGAGUUCAAUCGAUCAGGGCAAAGAUGUUGAAGUUCACAGGAAAGAUUCAGUAGUUGAGAUAGAUACAGCUUCCGGUGAUAUUCAUGACACUACUGACCAACCUAAAAAACAGAAAGAAGAGGACAAGUCACCGAUUCUCUUUAAGUCAACAUCACCAACAUCUGAUAAAAGUGUUAUCGAUGAUCUCAAAGAUAAAAUCGAACAUCUGACAAUAUCUAUAAAGUCACCCUCUUCUGCAAUCUCAGAAAAGGCUGAAAGCUUAAGCCCUGUUGCAGGUGAUAAGCACGAUGAUAUCGAAGAGGCUGCUUUACAAAAAAAUUUAUCUUCCGGUGAUAUUCGAGACACUACCGAUCAACCUAAAAAACAGCGAGAAGAGGAGAAGUCACUAAUUCUCUCAAAGUCGACAUCACCAACAUCUGAUAAAAGUGUUACCGACGAUCACAAAGAUAAAGCAGACAAUAUAGCAACGCCUACAGAGUCCUCAUCUUUGGCAGUCCCAAAAAAAGUAGAAAGUUCAAUACCAGUUGGAGGAGAUGAGCACGAUGAUUACGAACUUGCUGCAUCACAACAUGAUAUAUCACCUAUUCAGAAAAAAAGUUCAAUCGAUCAUGGCAGAGAAGUCGAAGUUCAGAGAAAAAAUUCAGGUGUUGCAAUAGAUACAGCUUUAAGUGAUAUUCAGGACACUAAUGACCAACCUAAAAAACAGACACCAGAAGAAAAAUCAUCAAUUCUCUCAAAGACAGCAUCACCAACAUCUGUCAAGAGUGUUACUGACGAUCACGAUGAUGAAACAGAAAAUCUGAUAAUACCUUCAAGGAUCUCAUCUUCUGCAGUCUCAAAAAAAUCAGAGAGCCCAAGGCCGGUUGCAGGAGAUGAACAAGAUGAUAUUAACGAAGCUACUUCACAAGAUAUAAUACUUGUUCAGAAGAGAAGUUCAAUCGAUCAGGGCGAAGAUGUUGAAGACCACCAUAAAGAUUCAGUAGUUUCAAUAGACACAGCUUCCGGUGAUAUUCAUGACACUACUGACCAACCUAAAAAACAGAAAGAAGAGGAGAGGUCACCGAUUCUUUCUAAUUCAACAUCAUCAACAUCUGAUAAAAGUGUUAUCGAUGAUCACAAAGAUAAAACCAAAGGUCUGACAAUACCUUCAAAGUCAUCCUCUUCUGCAAUCUCAGAAAAUGCAGAAAGCACGAGCCCGAUCGCAAGUGAUGAGCACGAUGAUACCGAAGAGGCUGCUUUACAACAAAAUUUAUCUUCCGGUGAUAAUCAAGACACUUUUGAUCAACCUAAAAAACAGAGAGAAGAGAAGAAAUCACCAAUUCUCUCAAAGUCAACAUCACCAAUAUUCGAUAGAAGUGUUACUGACGAUCACAAAGAUAGAACAGAAGAUAUAGCAAAACCUUCAGAGUCCUCAUCUUUUGCAAUCCCGAAAGAAGUAGAAAGCCCAAGGCCGGUUGCAGGAGAUAAACACGAUGAUAUUAAAGAAGCUACUUCACAAGAUAUAUCACCUGUUCAAAAAAAGAGUUCAAUCGAUCAGGGUAAAGAUGUUGAAGUUCACAGGAGAGAUUCAGUAGUUGAGAUAGAUACAGCUUCCGGUGAUAUUCAUGACACUACUGACCAACCUAAAAAACAGAAAGAAGAGGACAAGUCACCGAUUCUCUCUAAGUCAACAUCACCAACAUCUGAUAAAAGUGUUAUCGAUGAUCACAAAGAUAAAACCAAAGGUCUGACAAUACCUUCAAAGUCAUCCUCUUCUGCAAUCUCAGAAAAGGCUGAAAGCUUGAGCCCUGUUACAGGUGAUAAACACGAUGAUAUCGAAGAGGCUGCUUUACAACAAAAUUUAUCUUCCGAUGAUAUUCGAGACACUACUGAUCAACCUAAAAGACAGAGAGAAGAGGAGAAGUCACUAAUUCUCUCAAAGUCAACAUCAUCAACAUCUGAUAAAAGUGUUAUCGAUGAUCACAAAAAUAAAACCGAAGAUCUGACAAUACCUACAAAGUCACCCUCUUUUGCUUUCUCAGAAAAUGCAGAAAGCUCAAGCCCGGUCGCAAGUGAUGAGCACGAUGAUACCAAAGAAGCUGCUUUACAAAAAAAUUUAUCUUCCGGUGAUAAUCAAGACACUUUUGGUCAACCUAAAAAACAGAGAGAAGAGGAGAAAUCACCAAUUCUCUCAAAGUCAACAUCACCAACAUUCGAUAGAAGUGUUACUGACGAUCACAAAGAUAGAACAGAAGAUAUAGCAAAACCUUCAGAGUCCUCAUCUUUUGCAAUCCCGAAAAAAGUAGAAAGCCCAAGGCCGGUUGCAGGAGAUAAACACGAUGAUAUUGAAGAAGCUACUUCACAAGAUAUAUCACCUGUUCAAAAAAAGAGUUCAAUCGAUCAGGGCAAAGAUGUUGAAGUUCACAGGAGAGAUUCAGUAGUUGAGAUAGAUACAGCUUCCGGUGAUAUUCAUGACACUGACCAACCUAAAAAACAGAAAGAAGAGAAGAAGUCACCGAUUCUCUCUAAGUCAACAUCACCAACAUCUGAUAAAAGUGUUAUCGAUGAUCACAAAGAUAAAACCAAAGGUCUGACAAUACCUUCAAAGUCACCCUCUUCUGCAAUCUCAGAAAAGGCUGAAAGCUUGAGCCCUGUUACAGGUCAUAAACACGAUGAUAUCGAAGAGGCUGCUUUACAACAAAAUUUAUCUUCCGAUGAUAUUCGAGACACUACUGAUCAACUUAAAAGACAGAGAGAAGAGGAGAAGUCACUAAUUCUCUCAAAGUCAACAUCACCAACAUCUGAUAAAAGUGUUACCGACGAUCACAAAGAUAAAGCAGAAAAUAUAGCAACGCCUACAGAGUCCUCAUCUUUGGCAGUCCCGAAAGAAGUAGAAAGUUCAAUACCAGUUGCAGGAGAUGAGCACGAUGAUAUCGAACUUGAUGCAUCACAACAUGAUAUAUCACCUAUUCAGAACAAAAGUUCAAUCGAUCAUGGCAGAGAAGUCGAAGUUCAGAGAAAAAAUUCAGGUGUUGCAAUAGAUACAGCUUUAAGUGAUAUUCAGGACACUACUGACCAACCUAAAAAACAUAGCGAAGAAGAGAAGUCACCAAUUCUCUCAAAGUCUGCAUCACCAACAUCUGAUAAAAGUGUGACCGAUGAUCACAAGGAUAAAACAGAAGAUCUGAUAAUACCUAUAAAGUCACCAUCUCCUGCAUUAUCAGAAAUGGCAGAAAGCUCAAGCCCGGUUGCAGGUGACGAGCACGAUGACAUCGAAAGGGCUGCUUUGCAACAAAAUUUAUCAACUGCUCAGGUAAGAGGAUCAAUCGAUCAGGGCGAAGAAGUUGAAGUUCACAGGAAGGAUUCAGUAGUUGCAAUAGAUACAGCUUCCGGUGAUAUUCUUGACACUACUGCUCAUCCUAAAAAACAGAGGGAAGAGGAGAAGUCACCAAUUCUCUCAAAGUCACCAUCACCAAGUUCUGAAAAGAUUAUUACUGAGCGACUUGUUGACGAAGCAGAAGAUCUGGCUACACCUACAAAAUUCUCAUCUUCUGCUGUCCCAGAAAAGGCAGAGAGCUCAAGUCCGGUUGCAGGAGGUAAGCACGAUGAUAUCAAACUUGCUGCUCUACAACAAGAUAGGUCACUUACUCAGAAAAGAAGUUCAAUCGAUCGUGGCAAAGAAAUUGAAGUUCAGAGAAAAUAUUCAGUAGUUGUCCUAGAUACAGGUAUCACUCAGAUUAAGGAUACUACUAAACACUGUGAGAUACAGAAAAAAGAAGUGAAACUACCGACUUCUUCUAAGUCUCCAUCUCCAACAUCUGAUAAAAGAUUUACUGAGUCUCGGGAAGAUAAACCAGAAUAUCUACCAAUAACUACAAAGGUGCAACCUUUUGCAGUGUCAGAAUCGGCCUCGAGUGUGAUUGCAGAUGUUAAGCACGAUAACAUCAAGACUGCUGCUUUACAACAAGAUUUAACAUUUGCUGAGGGAAAAAUAUCAACUGACGAGGGCAAAGAAACAGACAUUCAGGAAGAAUUGCUACGAUCUGAUAGAACAUUCGCUGAAUCCAGUUCAGAUGCAUCGCAGAGUCUAAAAUCACCCGUACUCGCACAGACUUUAUCAAUUCUAGAUAAAAUAGGUCGUUCGGAACAGAUUAUAGAAGAUAAGGAUAUUCUUAAAGAAAGUACAGUGGAUCAGAAAGAUGAUAUGAAAUUCUCUAAAAAAGAACUCACGUAUUCAUGUGAAACAAUUACUCGGGAAUUUGAACCUACAACUGAACAUAUCGAAGACCUGAAUGAGACAGAAAAACUAAGUAGUCUUUUAAUGCCAUCAUCACCAAAGUCUGAUAAAACUUCAGCUGUACAUAAUGAAGAUGAAACGAAUGUACUUAAAUUACCGGUAACACCAGUAUCUUCAGUCGUUUCCGAAAAAGCAAUAAUCUUAAGUCAAGUUGCUUGCGAUAUGGAUGAUAACAUAGGAAUAAUUGCACCGCAACAAGAUUUAAUGAUUUCUCAUACAGAUAAGUUAAUUGAUGAAAAAGAAGAGCAAAACAUCAAUGUUAAGGAACUUAUUUCUCCAAUAAAUACAACCGUAAGUGAUAUUCAAAGUUCUAUCGAUCAUACGGACGGUAAGUGCGAAAAAGAAAAACCAAAGAGUCCUUCGAUGUCCUCAUCAUUAAGCGGGGAUGAAUGUUCAACUGACUAUGGUGGCCAUGAAACGAAAGAUCCAAAAUUAGCUAUUACAAAAUCAGAUCAGACGAAGAGUAUCGAUGAAAAACAAGCGGAACAAAGUCAUGGCAAAGAAUUUGAAUCUCCCAUCAUCUCUCGGGAAAGGAAAAGAUCUAUAGACCAAUUAGAACCUUGUGGUGAUGAUAGAUCUAUUACUUCAAGAAUAUCAUCAUCAUUAUGUUCUGAUAUAAGCAUAGCUGAAGGAAGUGAAAUUGAUUCCAAAGAUAUUAAAUUAUCUUCAUCGUUACAAUCUUUAGUAGAAUUAAAUGAACCAAGAAGCUCAAGUCAACAAGACGAUCUUACAUGCAAUCAAGACCAGAAAGAGCAAUAUGACGAAAAAUGUUCUUCGAAAUCACUGAUAUCAAAUGAAAAGAGUAGCUCCACUUGUCUAAAAGAAGAUAAAUUUCAGAAAAUUGAAUCCACACAUUUGUCAGUGUUGCUAAGGGAUACUAAAGUUAUAGCUAAUGAAAAAAAAGAUGAUUCAAGAGACCACAAAUCAAUUACGGCUUUAGAAUCUUUAAUUGCACCAGAGCAUGAAGAAUUCGAGAGUAAACUCAUGACGGAGUUACUUGAUGACGCUGAUAGUACAAAAUUACCAACGUCUGAGAAAGUGAGUCAAAGCGAAAUCUCAGUGGAUAAUAAUAUUAUAGAAGAAGAACAACAACUAUGUGCUAAUAAACCGGUAUCGCUCAGCGGAAUCGCAUCAAGUAAAGAAAUAAAAAAUUUGGAUCAAAUUUUAGAAGACGAUAAAGAUACAAUUCAAACUGAACCAGCCGAAGAAGAUAGUUUCGUUGAUCAAACUGAUGACUGUGUCAAUCUGAAAAUAGAAACUGGAUCGAAGCCGAUGUCAUCAAAUUCUGAUCAAAUUGUAGAUAAAGGUCAAGAAAAUCAGUCAGAUGAUUUAAAGUCAUCUUCAGCAACACAGUCGUCAAUAUUGAUAGAAGAUAAGAGGAAUUUAAUUGAAGAAGUUAAAGAUGAAAAAUAUAUCAUUGGUGAAUAUAUAGUAAAAGGUCAAAAAGAAAGAGUAGAAGAAGUAAGUUUAUUUUUAACACCUGAAACGUCAGUACCAUCAGAUAAACCACAAAAUCUAAGUGCGAAUGUUGAUGUUCAAGAUGCUGUUAAAAUUAUAGUAUCAUCAAAAGAUAGUCCAGUUGAAAGAGAUAAUUUGUUGGACAGAGAAGAUAAGUUACACCAUGAUGGAGAUCAUAUACCUCCAACAUCAUCAGUAAUUAGUCAGCAACUUAUUUUAACUGAUCGAAUCCUUGAAAAAGAGGGCAAAGAAAAAGUAAUUACUUCAUCAUCACCACAGAAAGAACUUUCAGAUAAAUCAAAAAAUCUAACAGAAGAUGGAGAUGAAGAGUUUAAUAGUCUCCACGAAAUUGAAACGCCAUCAGAAGAGUUAAAGACUGUGGAUUUAUUGAAAAACAAAUCAGAUAAGGACGAAAUGUCAAAAACAUCAAAAACAACAAUUGCAAAUACAAAGCACUUCACCGAAAAAAUUAUUGAACGUGGUGAAGAUUCUGAACCCAGUCAAUCCAAACGUUCAUAUGACGACGAAGAUGAAUUAGCUUCAGUUUGUUCAAAAAAUGUUGAUGAAAGCUUAGCAGAUGUUAAUAAAUCAAACAUGAAGCUUGAUGAAUUUAAUGAUGAAAGAAAAUAUACAUUGACACAAAAAAAUGAUAUUGAAAAUUAUAUAAUAAGUGAAUAUGUGAUAAAAGGCCGAAAAAUUGUUAGUGAUAAUCUUGAAGAGAUUGUUAAUCUUUAUGAUGUGUCAAAAAACGUUGUAGUUGAAAUAAUUGAAGAAAUUUGUAACAAAAAAAAUAUUGAAAUGGAAUUUAUUUUUCACAAAGAUGAAAAUAUAAAGCUUAAUACUGAAUAUUUGGUAACAAAGAAAGAAAUUCAACCGACUGAUUUAAUUACGGACAAAAAAGUGGAUGUAGAAAAUAGUGAAUUUUUAAUCAAGAAUAAGGAACAAGAAGAGAUGUUAAAGAAAAAAUAUGAAUUUUAUGAUGAAAAGGAAAAAAGUUCCAUAACUGAAAAAAAAAUAAUGGAAGUAGAGUCCAAAAUUCAAGACAAAUAUAUAAACGAGAAUAAUAAAAUUUCUUGGUCUGAUCUUGAUGAAAUGGAAAAAACUUUAUCCGUACCUAGGUAUAUAUUAAUUGAAAUAAUUGAAAAGUUAAUAAUAAAAAUGCAUUUAUCGCGAAAGACUAUUUAUGAUCAAAUUAUUUUGGAUGAAAGUCAUGACGGAAAUGAACUUUUCGAUCGACGAUCUAGCAAGCCAGCAACUGAAUGUGAAUCUUUUGAAUGUUCAACGUCGCAAAUCUUAGACCAUGACAAUAAAUAUGAAAGUCAAUUUCAAAUGUCCUUCCCUAGUACAAUAACAGAAAUGCGCACAACUCAUAUAACUACUUUUAGUGAAAAGUCCGCUGAUGAUUUACACUCCGAUCCAAAUCAUUUUCUAGACUCCGCUGAAUCUUCAAGGUUAACGGCAACAUCUUUAGAUACAAAAAAUAUCGAAGAAAAUAUUAUUAGUGAUAGAGAUGUGGAAAGAGAAACAGCAAAAAAAAAGGAUAUUUCCGUUGAAGGCGAAACUAAAACUGUUGAAGAGAUGCCAGAAUAUGACGUUAUUAUCAAAAGAACAGUUAUAAAGAGUAGCUUAGUUGAACCAGAGAUCAAAAAUGAAGAUGAAAGUAAGACUGCAGUUACUCAUAAUGAAUCAGCAUUGGAAAGAAAAGAAAAAUAUGAGACUGAUGAAAUAAAACCGAUAGAGUCAAGAGAAAAAGUACACAGUUAUAAAAGCCAUUUAGGCAUGAUAACUUCGGAAGAAAAAUCAGGGAGAUCAACUCCUGAAAGAAGAGAUGGAUUCGAUAGUUGUUCUAGAACAGCAACCCCAGAAGGUUUUCGUUCUGAAGAAGUUAUAAGAACCACAAUAACCACAACUAGAACAAUAUCCAAUGAAGGGGAAAUCGUUACAACUACUAAAGAAGUAACAGAAACGACAAAUGAACAUGGUGAAACAAUUGUUUUAGCAGAAAAAGUAGAUGUUAUGGUAGCAGACCAAGGGUCAUCGUUGACUAAAUUAGCUUUAGUUGAAACUGAUCAAUCAUCAGAAAUCCAAAAGUCGGAUUCGUCCUAUUUAGGUUUACAAACCUCUUUGAGUGAUUCUCACGAUAAUAAUGAUCAACUUUUAACUCAUGUUUGGCCUAAGUGUGAAGAGACGACUCCUAAACUUGAAACAAUUGAGACUUCAUCGUCAAUUUCAUCUCAAGUUUAUCAUUGCGAAAUGCAAAGUAAGCCUGUUGAAUUUUCUGCAGCUGAUAUGAGUAGUAGUUUUUACGGCCAGUUACCAUCUAUACCACCUUGUCAUGAAAUGGAAUCAUCUAUCACGUUUGUUAGUUCGAAUGAUGGUGAUGAUUUUACAUUUAAAAAAGUAACUGCAUAUGAUGUUCUAAGUGACGACAUGAAAUUACAUCAAACUACAAAUAUUGAAAAAGAUGAUGAAUCUGAAAAAGUAUACGAAGCUGACGAAGAAAAAAGUGGUGAUGCAGCUAAGGAUCCAUUAAAAGAUUGGGGUAAACCAAUGAAGUUACCACCCCCUGAACGACCAGAUAGAUUCAAUUUUGGAAAUAACACAUUAAACCGCAGUAUUAACAUUUCAUCGAAUUCAUCUGAUUUCGACAUACUUUAUGAUUGGGGAAAACCUAUGGAAUUACCUUCACCUGCUUUUGGUGGUACUGAAACCUCUGAUAAGACAUCGUCAUUAACACCACGAAAAGAUAAUAAACAGUCUAAAAAAAUUAUCUCAGAAAAUUUGAAAAAUAAAAAGCACUCAGAGAGUCCUAGCAAAAGUAAUAAAAAAUCUAAAGAAACCAACAAUAAAAUUCAACCAAUUUAUUUAGAUCUGACUUUCGUUCCUCAUCAUGGAAAUUCUUAUUACACCUCAUUCGAAUUUUUCAAGCAAAUACGGGCAAGAUAUUACGUUUUUAGUGGGACAGAACCGAGUCGUGAUGUAUAUGAUGCAUUACUGAAUGCUAAGAAGACUUGGGAAAAUAAGGACCUUGAAGUGACGAUUAUUCCCACCUACGAUACUGAUACUUUAGGUUAUUGGGUAGCUGAUAAUGAAGAAGCACUUGCAGAAAACCAUAUUGAUCUUUCUCCAUCCGCUUCACGGUGUACAAUCAAUCUUCAGGAUCACGAAACAAGCUGUAGCGCUUAUCGACUUGAAUUUUAAAUUUCGUUAAUAUAAAUGGUCAUACUAGUCAAAAGUUAAGUUCUUAAUUAAAAUAUUUUGUAAAUUUAUUUCGUAAUAUUUACUGCAACUUUCAUAUAGAAUAAUUUAAAGACUUAAUGAUAAUUUUUUAAGAUCAUUUAUUUGAGUCAUUUAAAUCAAUAUUCAGCAUUAUUUCACGUUUAUGUAAUGUAAAUAUCAGUAUAUGUUGUAAUAGCAUUGAGUAUAUAGAUCUGUGAUCUAGAUUUGUGAUAAAUUCCAAGCAGAAUGAAAAAGAUAAAAUUAUGAAUUAUAUUAAUUAACAUUCAUAAUAGCAGCUUUUCUUGUUAUCGAAUUUCAAUACAACUUUUAACUUAUUUGUGAAAAAUUAAUAUUUUCUGAGUUUUAAUAAUAAAUUUGCUUUUUUAAUUGCAUCUAUAAAAAUAAAAGUUAUAUUAGAUUUUCGGAUGGAAAUCAAGCCUUAAUUAUUUCGCAGUAUGUUAAUUUAUAAUAAUAAUUAUAAAAAUCAAAUCAAUCAAGCCAACGUAGAACGAAAUAAUCAAGGAACGUAUGGUUAACUUAUAUUGUUAAUUAUUAGAUUAUAUAAAACGUUCCAUUUUUAAUAACUUAAAAUAUUAAUCAAUCGUUGUAAAACUGAUUCAAAUUAUUAAUUUUUUUUUUUUUAUAAAUAUAGCUUUUAAGUAUGUUUUUAGAAUGUUCUAAUUGAAUAAAUUCUUUAAUGCCUAUGAAAAUAAAAAAUAAAAUUGAUUGUUGUUGUAUAAGCAGAAGAUAAAGUACCCAGUACUUGACACGUGACAUGUCUUGAAUAAGUUUAUACAAGUUAUAUCAUUAAAAAAAAAUUAAGGCGAUAAAUGUGGAUAGUAUUCAUAUUUUAAUAUUGUUUAGAGAUUUAGCCCAUUAAUUAUGAUUGAUGGUAUCAAAUUUGAAAUCAACGUAAUUUUUAUUUCAUUUGAGUAGACAUUACUCAAUAGUAUAUUACACACCUAGGGAAGUAAAGUAAGAAAUGUCUCAGAUCACAUGUAAUUGUUGGCCGAGGCGAAGCCGAGAAAAAAAUUUCUUAUCAGGCCUGAUAUCAUCCAAUAUGCUUCGAUGUGGUCAUAGCACAAAAUUACGAAAAAAUACUGAGCUUAGUAAAUAAAUAUGAUUAGAAAUAAAUUGUUUUAUAAUAAUUAAAAUGAAUCAUAUUAAAUCCUUAGAUUAUUCCAAAUCAUUUUAGUACUUUUAAAUGAUCCUCAUUAAAUCUUAUUUGACCAUAUUUCAUAAGAAAAAUAUGUUUAUAUCUGGCCUGAUACACAGAAAAAAAAAAAGAUUUUUUUGUCAAGCCAAGAAAAGUUUUCCGAUAAUCUAAGUUGUUUUGGAGCAGGAAGGAAUAUUAUGAGACAGAAAAAUUUUCUUGGCUCAAUAAAACUUUACUUUAGCCAAGAGAAUUUUCAUUGUUUUAAAUGUUUUCGUGAGCCAAGGAGUUUAGUUCUUUUACGGAGAAUUGUUUCUUCCUGUAUAUAGUUGAAUAUGCCCAUUCAUGAUUUUAAGAUAUGACAAUAUAAGCUUAAUAGUUGAUACCCGCCCGCUUGGCUGGGCACACGAUAAAAUUCGAUUGUAUAACUUAGGUAUGUAAAAUAUAAAUAAAGUCAUUUAAUUCUA